AUGGCACGAACCAAGCAGACUGCCCGUAAGUCCACCGGAGGCAAAGCCCCCAGGAAGCAGCUCGCCACCAAGGCCGCCCGUAAGAGCGCCCCGGCCACCGGCGGAGUGAAGAAGCCUCACCGUUACAGGCCCGGUACCGUGGCCCUGAGGGAGAUCCGUCGCUACCAGAAGUCCACCGAGCUGCUGAUCCGCAAGCUGCCCUUCCAGCGUCUGGUGAGAGAGAUCGCUCAGGACUUCAAGACCGACCUGCGCUUCCAGAGCUCCGCUGUUAUGGCUCUGCAGGAGUCCAGCGAGGCUUACCUGGUGGGCCUGUUCGAGGACACCAACCUGUGCGCCAUCCACGCCAAGAGGGUCACCAUCAUGCCCAAAGACAUCCAGCUGGCCCGUCGCAUCCGCGGAGAACGAGCUUAAACCCCCUGAUUCUACUCGCAACAACGGCUCUUUUAAGAGCCACCUCACUCUCUGUAAAGAACUCAUUCCUUAACGUGACCAUUAUCAAUUUAGUGGAAAACACUGAGGGUGAAGAGUGUCAGACAUUCCCUGGAUCUCAUGAAAGACACCUACUGUCACCAAACGUUACCUCUGAACAUCUCAGUGAAAUAAUCCACAACAUACCUGCACAUAGGGCAUUUGGUGUCUGACCCUGUCCAGAACAACAUCUUAUUCCUGCUGACAACACAGAUGUGUCCGCGCUAACAGAAGAGAUUCUGGGAAAUAUUUUAAUGUGCAUGUUAGUUUCUUCCAGCUGUCAUGAAUAACACAUCAUAUGCAGUGCUUGUCAUCGGAGGUGCGUUCUGCUGAUACUUGAUGACAUCUUCCAUUGCUACCACAAGGUGGUACCAUAAUACAGAUUCUUAAACUGAACAUGUUUGUAAGUCAUUUGUUAGUAGUUAUUUCUCUGUGCCGUUCAACCCCUCUGAGAUUGGUGCACCCACUUUUUGAUCAAACAAUAACAUAUUUUCUAUUGCUAAUAUAAACCAUUCGACCAUGUACAUUAUUGGUGAAUUGACUAAAGUCAUGAGCAAUUUAAACUCAAAAUA
Messenger RNA from Gasterosteus aculeatus aculeatus (three-spined stickleback), 1040 nucleotides. Lineage: Eukaryota; Metazoa; Chordata; Actinopteri; Perciformes; Gasterosteidae. The record is from RefSeq and is a predicted model, not a curated record.